Messenger RNA from Cylicocyclus nassatus, 1602 nucleotides. NCBI's taxonomy places the organism in Eukaryota, Metazoa, Nematoda, Chromadorea, Rhabditida, Strongylidae. The record is from the annotation of a GenBank genome assembly.
AUGAAAGGGAAAAGCACGCUAGCAGCAACAUUCACGUUUCUCAUACUGGCCCCGCUAAUGCUUUUGGCAGUAGAGGAUUUAUGUCCAGUAAAGAUGCCUAUGCCGACUGCACGCAAGAAUUUGAUCGUUUACGACCAUAACAUAUAUCGAAGCAAAAUUGCCAAAGGGCUAGCCAUAACGCCUGGUAAAGACGUUCUACCACGAGGAGAAAACAUGUACAAAAUGGAGUGGAGUUGUGAGUUGGAAAAGUUAGCAGCGCUAGCUGUGCGGGAGUGUCAAAAAACAAACAUUUCCAGUUCAUACGCAAUGAAUUUUGAAUACUUUGAAAGAUUCUACGAGUAUGGUUUGGAGAAUCCCUACAAUAGGGCUCUGAGAUUAUGGAUAUCCGCUCUAAAUGAAGAAGACUUCACAGUUGUUUUCAACGGAGAUAGCAAAAUAUUACCACUCGCAAAUAUAAUUCGAGCUAACAGCUCUCGCCUUGGCUGCUCCGUACAAAGAUGUGGAAUGUCGGCUGCCGUGGCCUGCUUCUACGACUCUCCGAACCUAUCGAAGGGUCAGACAAUCUAUACAGCUGGAUUCGGCUGCAGUAAGGAUGGUGACUGUACAACCCACCUUGCUUCGCAUUGUGAAGCGGCGAGCGGCCUUUGUGUGGCGGAACGCAAUGGUGCAAAUGAAGAAGAUAGAAAUGAGACUGUCAUACCAGCAGUUCCAAAGUAUUCUACUUCAAUUGAAAACAUAACAGCACUCGAAAAAGGUUUGGAAGAAACAAGUGGAAAUGAUACCCAGAAGAACUCGACUGUAAUACCCGAGAAAAGAGAAGAAAACAGAGAGGACUUAUCACCUACGUGGAUUGGUAUGCCCAGGUACGGAAAUCGUACGAUGUGUCCGAAUGUGAGCGGGAUGACUGAUGAAAUGAGGAAAAAAUUCCUCGAUGCGCAUAAUCAUUACAGAUCGGCACUAGCAAAAGGCCUUGUAGAAUGGGGUAAUGGGACGAAAUUACUCGCAGCCGCAGAUAUGGUCAGACUGCGUUACAACUGCGAACUGGAAAUUUACGCAUUUUCCUAUGCUUCAACAUGUUCUAUGGGAAAUUCCGAUUUGGAAAGUAGAGUACAUACGGGAGAAAACGUUGGUACUAUCCUUGAGGAGGAAGCAGAUACAUUCGAGAAGGCCGUGACUGUGGGAGUGAGAAAAUGGUGGAAAACAUUGAAAGCAAAUGAGUUCAUAAUCGGUGCUGAUGCUUACCUAGACCAAGUUCCACUCAAUCAACCGUGGCUGAAAUUCCUCCAGAUGAUAUGGACUGAGACGAAAGAAAUUGGUUGCGCUAUUGUGAGGUGUGGUGCGAACUAUUUUUUGGUUUGCAGAUACUACCCAAGAGGCAAUAUCUACAUGAAAAGAGCCUACAAACCUGGCAAAAUGUGUACUAUGUGCCCUUGGCAAAUGAACUGUGAUUAUUGGACAGGGCUAUGCAUGCAACCAAGGGAUGACGAUCCCAUACAACACGAGUCCGACAACUUCGAAAAUGAUUAUGACAAUUCAAGUGUGAGCUCAUCAAGCAUUAGCAUGUAUUGUUGCUGGGCUUUACUGUUUUUGCUACUUCUCUAA